UUUGUAACUUGCCAUUUUCAUCAAAAACAUGGCGCUCUCGUAGCAAUAGCAUCAAGAGCGACAUCUGACACCUACCCAUCUAAACACCCUGCUAUUGAUUGUUCUAACCUGACCUCCAUGUUCCUGAUAUGACGUAUAUAAACUAUAACUUGCUAUAUUCUAUCAGUUACCCUCGAGAAUUAGACAAACUUUUUAAAUAUUUUUUAAAGUUUCGCAAUAAUUUUCAAUUCGAAAAUGUCAAUAUUAGGAGCUCGAAAAAUUAAUGUUAUGGAAAGCGAUACUAUUGCUGAAGGAUCUGUUAUUAGUUUUCAUGAUAUAAACUAUGUUGUUGAGACGAGAAAAUUUCCCUUUUCCAAGCCUACUAAAAAAGUUGUGCUAGAAAAUAUGACUGGAUGUUUCAAGCCGGGAUUGAAUGCAAUCUUAGGACCAACUGGAGGUGGAAAAUCAUCAUUAUUAGACGUUUUGGCUGGCAGAAAAGAGAAAACAGGACUAACAGGAAAUAUUUUAAUUGAUGGAUUGGAACAACCAGAUAAUUUUAAAUGCAUGUCUGGUUAUGUUGUUCAAGAUGAUAUUAUCAUGGGAACACUUACUGUUCGUGAAAACUUAAUGUUUUCUGCCAAUUUGCGCUUACCAAAAACAACUCCAGAUAAACAGAAGGCAGAACGCGUCAAUGGAGUAAUGGAAGAUUUAAACAUUACCCAUGUUGCUGACUCUAAAGUUGGAACCCAGUUCACAAGAGGUAUUUCAGGAGGAGAAAGAAAGAGAACUAAUAUUGGAAUGGAGUUGAUUGUCAAUUCAUCAAUAUUAUUCUUGGAUGAGCCAACAACUGGUCUAGAUGCUAGCACUGCUAAUACAGUUCUAGAGCUCCUUCAUAAUAUUUCUAGAAAAGGAAAAACGAUAAUCUUUUCCAUUCAUCAACCACGGUUCUCUAUUUUCAAACUAUUUGAUAGGAUGAUGCUUUUAAGCAAAGGAUUGCCAGUUUAUCAUGGACCGUCUUCAGAAGCUGCUCUAUAUUUUGCUGAUAUAGGAUAUCAAUGUGAACCAAUGAAUAAUCCCCCCGAUUUCUUUUUAGAUGUCAUAAUAGGUGAUAGUACAACGGUAUCAAGCGUAGAAAAUGGGUCAGCUGUGGCGAGUGGGACAUCGAAAGAUCCAGAGGCGGUAACGGUUGAUUAUAGGGCACGCUCAAUCAUUUUCAACAAUAAGUACCUAAAUUCUACAUGGGCUCAAAAAGUUAGAGAAGAAACUUCAGACAUAUUCACAGAAUACAAAAAGAAGAAAGAUAGCGGUCAAAAGACGAAAUUACAAAGUAUCGACUUCGCAACUGGAUUUUUAACUCAAAUUUAUUACUUAAGCCAAAGAGCAUUAAAAAAUGUUGUUAGAGACUUGGCAGCAGCUGUAAUGCAAAUGGUAGUUAUGACUAUUUUUGCCUUAUUAAUCGGAGCAAUUUUCUUCGAUCUACCUAAGGAUGAAGUUAAAGGCGUACAAAACAGAGUUGGAGCCUUCUUCUUCUUUGUCAUGACGCAAGCUUUUAUCAAUUUCUCCGCCAUUGAGAUAUUUAUUCGAGAAAGAGUAAUUUUUCAGCACGAAAAUGUUAGCGGCUUUUAUAGAACAUCAUCUUAUUUCCUUUCAAAGGUUUUCUGUGAUCUCUUGCCUUUGAGAGCCCUUCCCCUUAUUGUAUUUGCUCUAAUCGUUUAUUAUAUGCUUGGAUUGGAAGACACUGCUGGAAAAUUUUUCUUUUUUCUUCUAACUCUCUACCUUACAUCAGUUUCUUGCUGUGCCAUAUGUUUGGCAAUGAGCGCCACUUUUGAAACUCUGGCUAUUGCUAAUAUAGCAACCUCUCUGAUUUUUGUUAUUAUGACACUCUUUAGCGGUAUGUUGGCGAAUAUAGAAUCGAUUGCUGAUUGGCUAGAAUGGUUGAAAUAUUUCUCUCUAAUGAGAUUUUGUCUUCAGGGUCUAUUAAUAAAUGAGUUCGAAGGUCAAUAUUACACAAAGAAUGAAAAUGGAACUGAUGUGUUGACGAAAGCUGGAGAAUCAUACCUUAAAGAACAAGAAAUAGAUUUUGGAACAGAUUGGAAUAGAUGGGUAAACAUCGUUGCUCUUGCUUCAAUUUCUGUAGGCUAUUUUACAAUCGGAUAUAUUCAACUACGAAGAAUGAAAAAAUUAAAAUAAAUUAUUUUAUUUUUAAAUUUUGUCUUGUUUUUACUGUAUCAGAAUUCUCGUUGUUCCUAAAUACUCGUUAGGAUAUAUGUAUAAAUUUAUAUAUAUUGAGUCGGAAAGGUACUUUUACUCUGUAAAUAUUUAGAAACUGUCGAUCUUGUAAUACUUUAUGCAUCCAUGUAGAUGGCUACUUAAGUACCCUUAAGUUUUAAAAGAUGUCACCGAUGUUAAUAUAAAAUUGAUAAAAUAAAACUUUUAUUUUAAAUUACAAAUAAACUACACUGUUUAAUUACCUUGA
Molecule: messenger RNA, 2455 nt
Organism: Dimorphilus gyrociliatus
Lineage: Eukaryota; Metazoa; Annelida; Polychaeta; Dinophilidae
Source: the annotation of a GenBank genome assembly